CUCAAGCCUCCACCACCAUCCCCCAUCCUCCGCAAAGCGAAUCGCCCUGGGAGACACGACGAAUUCGCACUCACUGCUUCUGCUAUCUAAAAAUACCGCCAUCCGCCCGGCUUAUGCGAGAGCUUCGACAAGGAUGGCUCGGGACGACCCUUCGAUACCGCCACCGGGAGACCGCUGCGUCUUUCUUAGCCUACCUGCGGAACUGCGGUACAUAGUAUAUGAAUACGCGCUCACGGAAGAGAGGGGCCUGAUAUGCGUCGCCUCCGCCGAUUCUGCGCUCCCACUAAAACUCUACUUCUCACAAGAAAAUGGGAGAGAUUGCCGUGCAGCUGAGGCAAAUCAAUUGAAAUCCGUGUGUCGCCAACUCUAUCGCGAGACGAGGGGUUUGGCCCCGGGAUUGAAUGAUCUCGCCUUCCGCUCCGGAGAUGCCAUGAGUGGGAUUGAGCUAUUCGAACACUUUGUUCAGAGUUGCCCUGAGGCAGCGAAGACGAUUAAAGAAGAUUCUCAUCUUCCAGGAGGCGGUUAUGAAGGGCUUCACGCAGGAUACUACUGAAGAUCUCAGUGGCAAAACCUCUCCUGUUCUCUAUCAAUUUUGCCUCCGCUAUCCCACCAUCCGGGUGAUUAUCCGGGGGAACCGUAAGCUGCCUCAACGGCUUUGGCUGGUCCUUCACGCUUCACUACGGCACGCCUUGCGAGGAGACCUGGUGUCAAGGCCUGGUGGAGUCUCGAACACGCGGGCU
This is a messenger RNA of Trematosphaeria pertusa, 740 nucleotides long. RefSeq lists its product as uncharacterized. Lineage: Eukaryota; Fungi; Ascomycota; Dothideomycetes; Pleosporales; Trematosphaeriaceae. The record is from RefSeq and is a predicted model, not a curated record. The transcript has a single exon. The coding region runs from base 134 to 553 and encodes 139 amino acids.